CCAAAUUUCACGAUCGCCUUGAAGCCCGAAUUUGACGACGUACACCCGCCCCGACUAACCCAAUAGCCAGGAACAGCCGUCAAGGUGAGAUUCAAUUGCUACGGCAUCCUCGAUCGACAUGCUGUCGAUAUUGUGAUUUAGUUACUGACAUUUGGUUUCAUAAAGAUGGUCGCCGCAAAGAAGCACGUUCCUAUCGUGAAGAAGCGCACGAAGCUCUUCAACCGCCACCAGAGCGACCGCUUUAUGCGCGUUGAUCGAUCAUGGCGCAAGCCCAAGGGUAUCGACAACCGCGUCCGCCGUCGCUUCAGGGGUAACACUGCCAUGCCCUCGAUCGGCUUCGGCUCCAACAAGAAGACCAAGUACAUGAUGCCCUCCGGCCACAAGGCCUUCCUCGUCAGCAACGUCAACGACGUCAACCUCCUGCUGAUGCACAACCGCACCUACGCUGCCGAGAUCGCCCACAACGUCUCCUCGAGAAAGCGCAUCGACAUCAUCGGCCGCGCCAAGCAGCUCGGUGUCAAGGUCACGAACCCCAAGGCCAAGGUCACCACCGAGGUCUAAGCGAAGAAGAAGAUGUAAAAAGUUUUCUCACAGUGGGUUGCGUGGAGGUAAAAUCAGCUGUUCGGGGCGAGGGGGUUCGGUUUUCAUCGCCUGGUUACUUGCGUUGUGCUCUCAUAUCCAGGGAACGGGAAUGCAUCGGAAACGGUUUCUGCGAUGAUUCAGGGCUGGCGGCUUGGCAUGGCUCGUACCGUUGUGCUAGGAAAUACAAAAAAACAACCGCAGCAAAAAUUCAACGACUUGACGUUCACUCAGGCGUGUGUUUCUUACUACUACCGUCGAUUGACAAGAAUAAGGCGUUGGGUGGGAUGGAAAACAGGAUCCUUCAUAUGCUCGGUAAUUCGAGAAUAUCACCA
This is a messenger RNA of Colletotrichum scovillei, 914 nucleotides long. Its product is annotated as 60S ribosomal protein L32. Gene Ontology annotation, molecular function: structural constituent of ribosome. Gene Ontology annotation, biological process: translation. NCBI's taxonomy places the organism in Eukaryota, Fungi, Ascomycota, Sordariomycetes, Glomerellales, Glomerellaceae. Gene Ontology annotation, cellular component: ribosome; cytosolic large ribosomal subunit. The transcript has 4 exons. Bases 166 to 561 code for a protein of 131 amino acids. The record is from RefSeq and is a predicted model, not a curated record.